AUGGCUUCACUUCAGAGUGUGACAGUAGACCAAGUGAGACUUAUUUUAAGUGAAAUUAUCGAAGCACUGGAAUCCCCAGACUAUGCCCCGAAGCUGGACGAGGCCAAGGAGGCUGCCGGGAACGAGAUGCUAAAGAUGAUGCAGAUUGUCUUCCCAAUGGUUGUUCAAAUUGAAAUGGAGACUAUUAAGCGACACGGAUUUAUUAAUUCUCGAGAAGGUAUUGUACAGUUUACACAAUUAGUCCGCGAGAUGGAACGCGCCGAUACGGAGGUGGCCCGCCUGCACAGCCAGGUGCGUGCUCAUUACCUGCCCCCUGUCUCCAUCAGCUCCACCGUGGAUACCUCUCUAUGA
Molecule: messenger RNA, 351 nt
Organism: Papilio machaon (common yellow swallowtail)
Lineage: Eukaryota; Metazoa; Arthropoda; Insecta; Lepidoptera; Papilionidae
Product: protein C10
Exons: 2
Coding region: 1-351 (116 amino acids)
Biological process (GO): post-embryonic development
Source: RefSeq, a predicted model, not a curated record